This is a messenger RNA of Penicillium brevicompactum, 2166 nucleotides long. Its product is annotated as MCM DNA helicase complex subunit MCM5. The coding region runs from base 1 to 2166 and encodes 721 amino acids. Gene Ontology annotation, molecular function: ATP binding; DNA replication origin binding; single-stranded DNA helicase activity. The transcript is spliced from 3 exons. Gene Ontology annotation, cellular component: MCM complex; nucleus. The record is from RefSeq and is a predicted model, not a curated record. Lineage: Eukaryota; Fungi; Ascomycota; Eurotiomycetes; Eurotiales; Aspergillaceae. Gene Ontology annotation, biological process: DNA replication; DNA replication initiation; double-strand break repair via break-induced replication.
AUGGAUAGACGCACCCCCUAUUCUCUGAGCGUCCUUGCGCCGAGUACAGACGGCCCCGAUGAAUCUAAGACUAUUGUACAAGCCCGCCUCCGACAGUUUGUGCUAGAAUUCCAGCUGGAUAAUGCUUUUGUCUACCGUGACCAAUUACGGCAAAAUGCCCUCGUGAAGCAAUACUAUUGCGACGUUGACAUUGCUCAUCUGAUCUCUUACAAUGAAGAACUAGCCCACAAGCUGACCACUGAGCCCGCCGAGAUUAUCCCUAUUUUUGAAUAUGCGCUGAAGGAAUGUACCGCACGAAUUGUGUACCCUGGCCAGCGCGACGUCGCCGCCACACUCCCCUCCCACCAACUUCUUCUCCACUCCUCGGCAUCGCACAUCUCAAUUCGCGAUCUUAACGCUACCAAUAUCUCCCACCUUGUUCGCAUUCCUGGAAUUGUGAUUGGCGCUUCUACGAUAUCUUCUAAGUCAACUUUAAUUCAUGUCCGUUGCAAGGGUUGCGAUUAUAGCGACAACAUCCAGGUCGACGGUGGUUUCUCUGGCGUGACACUUCCUCGGCAUUGCGGACGCCCCAAGCAGCCUGGUGACCAACCUGGCGAGCAAUGUCCUCUUGAUCCUUACGUCGUCCACCAUGAAAAGUGCCAAUUCGUCGACCAGCAGGUUCUUAAGCUUCAAGAAGCCCCUGACCAGGUCCCUGUGGGUGAGCUGCCCCGACAUGUUUUGAUCUCCGCGGAUCGCUACCUUGCCAAUCGAGUCGUUCCCGGUUCUCGAUGCACGGUCAUGGGAAUUUUCUCUAUCUAUCAACAGAAGGGUGGAAAGAAGGAGGCUGCAGUGGCUAUUCGUAACCCCUACCUUCGCGCGGUCGGCAUCACCUCUGAUCUCGAUCAAACUGCUAAGGGGAGUGCAGUCUUCUCCGAGGAGGAAGAACAGGAGUUCUUGGAGCUGAGCCGACGCCCCGACUUGUACGAUGCCCUCGCCCGAAGCAUUGCCCCGUCUAUCUAUGGAAACCUUGAUAUGAAGAAAGCCAUUGUUUGUCUCCUCAUGGGUGGUUCGAAAAAGAUUCUGCCCGAUGGAAUGAAGCUUCGUGGUGAUAUCAACGUGCUCAUGCUUGGUGACCCCGGUACCGCUAAGUCGCAGCUCCUGAAGUUUGUUGAGAAGGCCGCCCCCAUUGCUAUUUACACAUCCGGAAAGGGUUCCUCCGCUGCCGGUCUGACGGCUUCCGUCCAGCGAGAUGCCACUACGCGCGAGUUCUACCUCGAGGGUGGUGCCAUGGUUCUGGCUGAUGGAGGUGUUGUCUGUAUUGAUGAGUUUGAUAAGAUGCGUGAUGAAGAUCGUGUUGCCAUUCACGAAGCCAUGGAACAGCAAACUAUCUCUAUUGCCAAGGCUGGUAUCACAACCAUUCUCAACUCCAGGACGUCUGUUCUGGCCGCAGCCAACCCUAUCUUCGGUCGUUACGAUGAUCUCAAGACUCCUGGUGAGAACAUCGAUUUCCAGACAACUAUCUUGUCUCGUUUCGAUAUGAUCUUCAUUGUCCGUGAUGACCACGAGCGUGGUCGCGAUGAGAAGAUCGCCCGUCACGUCAUGGGUGUGCACAUGGGCGGUCGUGGUGUCGAAGAGCAAGUUGAGGCUGAGAUCCCCGUGGAGCAGAUGAAGCGCUACAUCAGCUACUGCCGUAGCCGCUGUGCCCCUCGUCUCUCCCCGGAAGCAGCGGAGAAGCUCUCUUCGCACUUCGUCUCCAUCCGUAAGCAGGUGCACCGCGCCGAGAUGGAAUCAAACAGCCGAUCAUCUAUCCCCAUCACUGUACGUCAAUUGGAGGCCAUCGUCCGUAUCUCCGAAUCCCUGGCCAAGUUGUCUCUCUCUCCAAUUGCGACCGAGGCACACGUGGAUGAAGCCAUCCGUCUGUUCCUCGCAUCUACAAUGGACGCCAUCACUCAGGGCGAAGGCCAGGGCAGCAAAGAACUCAUGGAGUCAGCGAGCAAGAUCGAAGAUGAGCUCAAGCGCCGUCUCCCCAUUGGCUGGAGCACGAGCCUGGCAACCCUUCGCCGUGACUUUGUAGAUGCCAAGGGAUACACCGAGCAGGCGCUUAACCGGGCGCUGGUUGUGUUGCAGCGCCGUGACACCAUCCAGAUCCGCUCUGGUGGAUCCCAAAUUUACCGAAACGGAGUUUGA